AUACGAUAUUUUGUACUACAUAGAUUCAUUGUGGGUCUAGGGCAGCAGGGCAGGAGAAACGAGUGGAGGACGAAAUUGGAAAUGAUAUUUCGAGCUACAUUCCACGUUAUUUGCAUUGUCUUCUUUCUACUUGGAAAGCGCCGAACAAAAUUUUAGAUAUUAUUAUUCACCAAAUACUCACUCAUCGAGAAGAGUCAAAAUUCGCUCACUGAGUCACAAGAAAGUUAGUAGAAAAAACAAUGGAAGAGGAAGGAAUAGGGUUAGUGUUAGCCAGAGCCACAGAACUUCGAUUCAAGAUCACCAACUGCAUUCACCACAAUCCCAAAUCUUCUCCCAAUGCUCUCGGCGACGACGAAGAAGAAGACGAUGAUGCUACUGAUAGGCUUCUCAAUAUUUGCGAUGCACUCGAAGCUUUGGAGACUCAGCUUUCUUCUCUGCAGGUUCUGCAACAACAACAACGGUACGAAAGAGAAAUUGCCUUGGCUGAGAUUGAAAACAGUCGCAAAAUGUUAAUUAAUAAACUCAAGGAGUAUAAAGGUAAAGAUUUGGAAGUGAUACAUGAAGCUUCCACUUUUGCCAGUGAAACAGUGGAGCCAAACAAUGAUCUGCUACUUCCUCCUUAUCCAACCCGUCCUCCAUAUUCUAUGUCUCUUGACAAGGAAUAUCUGUCACAGAACCCUUCUGUCAACAAGUCUGGUCGCAAUGGAUUAAUCACACUUGAUAACGUGAUCGAGCCUAAAAAGAAUCCAAAUGAAAAAGAGAAAAAUCAUGUUGAAGAUGGAGGCAAAAGUUCAAGAAAAGGAUUAUGGUGUGUUAUAACUUCUGCAGCAAAAACAAUGCUCACAGUUGUUGGCGUGGUAUCAAUAUUGAGUUUGUCUGGAUUUGGUCCUAAUUUGCACAAGAUUCGUUUCAAUGCACAAGGCAGGCAUCACAGACUAGAAAACGAGAACGUGACAUCUACCAUUGAGAGAUUGUGUCCACCUGGGAGAGUUUUGGUGAUGGAAAACGGGGAGGCUCGAUGUCUAGUGAAAGAGAGAGUUGAAGUUCCAUUUUCAUCUGUUGCUGCAACACCUGAUAUAAACUAUGGAAGUGGUUAAGAUUAGCAUUUAUUCUCCGCAUUGUAUAUCAUUUCCCCCAAUUUUAUGUUCUAAUUUUUGUUGAUAUGAUGUUGAAAAAAUUACCUUGGUGGUUGAUUUCAUAGUCUUUUUUUAGUAA
Lathyrus oleraceus (garden pea) is the source of this 1215-nucleotide messenger RNA. Its product is annotated as plastid division protein PDV2. Gene Ontology annotation, biological process: chloroplast fission. Lineage: Eukaryota; Viridiplantae; Streptophyta; Magnoliopsida; Fabales; Fabaceae. Bases 240 to 1097 code for a protein of 285 amino acids. The transcript has 2 exons. The record is from RefSeq and is a predicted model, not a curated record.